CGUUACCUUAUCCACUUCGCUUCCAUUUCCACCACACGCUGGCUCGCCGGCCCCAGCCCCAACCCCAACCCCGCCGAGCGCCGCUGCUAGCUCUGCACCGGCGUCUGAGGCGAGGGGAACCAACCGCCAAUCCUCGACCAUAUCUCCGUUCAUAUCUACUUCCUCGCCGACGGAGGCUGUGAUAUAGACGGCCGGCGAAGCCUAGACUUGAUUGACUCUCCGGCGCGAGGUUGCCACAUAUUUAGUCCACUUCACCUUAUUACCAUAUCCAUCUCGGCGGACCGGAUCUACAACCGGCGAGGGAGGCGGGGUCUCUCCGCUUCGCAAUCGUCACAAGGCGGAACUGGAUUGACGCGUUGAAGUGGUGGGUUGACGCUCCUCCCCUUGGAAAUUCUCGAUCCACCGAGUCAGGGGUCCGUGAAGCAGCAUGUCGAACGCUCUGGUUAAUGGCCUAGCCGGCGCCGGCGGAGGCAUCAUAGCUCAGAUAAUCACCUACCCUAUUCAGACCGUGAAUACUCGUCAACAGACCGAGAGGAUUGCCAAGAAGACGUCGCAGGCCUCGGCCAUUGGAGGCGGCCACCUCCCAUCGUCAGGAGGAACCAUCUACGAAAUGCUUCAGCUUAUCAAAAUGGAAGGUUGGGGAGGGCUGUACAGUGGCCUUAAGCCAUCGCUAGUUGGCACUGCUACGUCUCAGGGAAUAUAUUAUUACUUCUACCAGUUACUGAAGAAUAAGGCAGAGUCCAUUGCUGCUGCCCGCAAGAAGAAAGGGCUUGGUGAUGGAACUGUGGGUAUGUUCUCUUGGCUUGUUGUCGCAGCUAUUGCAGGGUCGUUGAAUGUGUUGCUGACUAAUCCAAUAUGGGUCCUGGUUACUCGUAUGCAGACACAUACACAAGCAGAGAGGAAAAUCAUGGAGGCUAGAAAGGAGGCUAUCUUGAAGGAAUAUGCUCGCAUCACUAAUGUGGAGAAUGAGUUGGCUAAACUUGAACUGAUCAAACCACAGCCAUAUGGAGCAUUUCAUGCGGUGAGGGAGGUUUACAACGAAGCAGGCAUAAAAGGAUUCUGGAAAGGGCUCAUCCCGACUCUUAUCAUGGUAUGCAAUCCAUCAAUUCAGUUUAUGAUUUAUGAAACCUCAUUAAAGCACCUACGGAAAAAGCGCAGUGGAAAUGGUAAUGGAGUAAAAGAUGUAACCGCUUUACAGGUUUUCUUACUGGGGGCGCUAGCAAAACUAGGGGCAACGGUGGUAACAUAUCCUUUAUUAGUUGUGAAGUCUAGGUUACAGGCAAAGCAAGAAAUCGGCAAGAAUGCAAUGUCUAGAUACACAGGAACUCUGGAUGCGAUACUAAAGAUGAUCCGUUAUGAAGGACUGUAUGGAUUUUAUAAAGGCAUGGGGACCAAGAUUGUGCAGAGUGUAUUUGCUGCUUCGGUCCUCUUCAUGGUAAAAGAAGAAUUGGUUAAGGCUUUUGUUUUUGUUUCUGAUAAGGGUAAGAAAAUACAUACGACUGCAAUUGGUGAGUGAAGAACACAAUAUCGUUGUCUCACCAUUCAAGAUUUGCAAAUAUAAGGAGGUUUCAUUCGUAAGUUUAGUUGAAUAUUUUCUUUUCUGGCUUUUGUAUAUUGAUCUAUACUACAGAAGUGUAGAAGCAAGUAUCAUCACUAGUAGAAUGCAAUUGUCACUAGACAAACCUAUUGUAGGUAGCAA
Zingiber officinale is the source of this 1699-nucleotide messenger RNA. Its product is annotated as peroxisomal nicotinamide adenine dinucleotide carrier-like. Lineage: Eukaryota; Viridiplantae; Streptophyta; Magnoliopsida; Zingiberales; Zingiberaceae. The transcript has 11 exons. Bases 428 to 1516 code for a protein of 362 amino acids. Gene Ontology annotation, biological process: nucleotide transport; transmembrane transport. The record is from RefSeq and is a predicted model, not a curated record.